GCAGAAGUUGGCGCUGCAGCUGCACUGCCUGUGACAGCGCCGCCAGAGUCGGAAUGAACGCGCCGAGUAAGUGUCAGGAUGGAUGAGGGAGGUUUUGGGUCAGUGGGCUGUGGAAUAACGCCGCGCCGCGCUGCCGCGUCCGGAUUCCGAGAUGGUGGCGCGUCCGCGCACCGGGACACCGGCAGAAAAAUGACACCCCGGCGUCUGCAUUCGCACGACCAUCAUCGGCGUCAGGACGGACCGACGGCGGAGUAGAGAGAGAGAGAGAGGGGAGGUCGCUGUCAUGGAGAAACAAAGCAGAGUCAAGGAGGACACGAAGGAGGAGAAGCGCAAAGAGAGGAAAACCAAAUCCGGGAAGCUUUUCCGAAAGAAAUCGCUCAAGUCCGUGGGAAGCUUCGUGAACAGAAUCAUGAAAACUUUGGGCACUUUCACCCACUUCGGGGACGGGGACGCGGAGGACGACGACGGCGGGUUCGGAGACGGCGCACCUUGCACCCUCACCGCCAGCUCGGGGAUGAUCAGGGAGGACACACCGCCGGCGGCGGCGGUUUGGGACCGGGCGGCGAAGCACCCGCAGAGCACGUCUUCGUCUCUGUGCGCCGGCAGAGAGAAGCUGCUGUACCAGUAUGGAGACAAAGUCCCGGGCGUGCUGGGGCUGAAGAACCACGGGAACACCUGCUUCCUGAACGCGGUGGUCCAGUGUCUGAGCAACACCGACCUGCUGGCGGAGUAUCUGGGACUGGAGCGCUACAAGAUGGACCUGAGGAAGGGCAGAGGCACCGGGCCGGGGGCUGAGGAGAGGCGGCCGGUGAAGGGAGAAGUUACGGAGCAGCUGGCGGGUCUGGUGAGGGCUCUGUGGACUCUGGAGUACACCCCGCUGCUCUCGGUGAACUUCAAGACGGUCGUGUCCAAGUACGGAUCCCAGUUUCGUGGCAACUCCCAGCACGACGCCCUGGAAUUCCUCCUGUGGCUGUUGGACCGCGUCCACGAAGACGUCAUACUGGCGUCACACAACAACAACAACAAGACCAAAACUCCUGAGAAGGGUCCCGGUGGAGCUGACGAGGUGCCGUGUACCGACCCGAUCCCGUCCCAGCAGCCCAGGGCCCAGCACAGCUUCGUCCAGGAGCACUUCCAGGCUCAGUACAAAUCUUCCCUGACGUGUCCCCACUGCCUGAAACAGAGCAACACCUUUGACCCUUUCCUCUGCAUCUCGUUACCCAUCCCUCUCCGCCAGACGAGGCUGCUGUGCGUCACUCUGGUGUUCAGCACCAAAGGCCAGCGGUACCUGCGGGUCGGCAUGGCCGUGCCUCUGUUCGGCUCCGUGGCCUGCCUCAGGAGGAUGGUGGCGGACGAGGGCAAGCUCUCCCCAGACCAGGUGAUCCUCACAGAGGUGUACUCCACCGGGUUCCACCGCUCCUUCUUUGACGAGGACGACCUGACGUGCAUCGCCGAGAACGACGUCAUCUACGCCUUUCAGGCGCCCCCGCUCUACAUCAGAGGGGGCUCUGCGCGCAUCUCAGGGUAUCAUCACAGCCUGCCAUCAUCUCCUUACUCCUCCGGGCCUGAGGGUCAAAGGUUACCUUCAUCUGGAGCCUUAUCGUCAGAGUUCCUCAACCACGGUGUCCCAGUCAAGAUCCUGCUGCUGGUGUGCAAUGGUGCUGGAACAGGCCAGCAGACUGUAAGGUUUGGGCCGCCAUUCCUAAUGAGGGAGGACCGGUCUAUUUCCUGGGACCAGCUCCAGCAGAGCAUCCUCAGCAAGCUGUACUACCUGAUGAUCAACGGCGCUCACGCCCAGAAUAUCAGAGUGCUCUUCAACAUCCGCGUGGUGGGAGGAUCCACGUUUCACAACUACCUGUCGCCUCAGGAUGGCAGACCGCUGCACCACCCCGCCGUCGACAGGGCCCUGAAGCUGUGCGGCUCUGGAGGGCCUCCUCACGUGAAGCUCAUCAUCGAGUGGGAGCACAGAGUCAAAGACUGCCUGUUCGGUAACAUCCACGAAGAAGUGGUGAAGGACGGCGACAGCGUACGAAACCUGCAGCAGCAGCACGUCCAGCAGUUCAGCUGCACCUUGGACGAGUGCUUCCAGCUCUACACCAAAGAGGAACAGCUCGCCCCAGAUGACGCCUGGAAGUGCCCGUACUGCAAGCAGCUCCAGCAGGGCAUGGUGAAGAUGAGUCUGUGGACCCUGCCGGACAUCCUCAUCCUCCACCUGAAGCGGUUCAGGCAGGUGGGCGAGCAGCGGAACAAGCUCACCACCUUCGUGCAUUUCCCCCUAGCGGGACUGGACAUGACCCCCCACAUGGUGAGCCGCAACAACGGCCCCCACCACGGCCCCCUUCAGCCGGGCUGGAAGCACUGCAGGCGGCCUGACCUGGCUCCUCCAGACUUCCUGUACAAUCUCUACGCCGUCUGUAACCACCAUGGAGGGAUGCACGGCGGUCACUACACAGCCUUUUGUCGAAACUCGGUCGACGGUCAGUGGUACAGUUACGACGACAGCACCGUUGAGCCUGUCCCGGAGGCCGAGGUCUGCACACGAGGAGCUUACAUCCUCUUCUACCAGAAAAGAAGCACCAUCCCUCCCUGGUCUGCCAGUUCCUCCCUCACUGGUUCCACCAGCUCAUCCACCUCUGACCACUGGCUGGUCCGGCUGAACGGGGAAAGCGGUGGCAGCGUGGUCUCGGGGGUUCCCAGUCCGGCUCUUUUGGAACCGGGAUUUGCUCCGGAGUCUCCUGAGUUGCCGGUGUUUGGAGACGAACCCAACAGAGGAGUAGAAGGAAAUGGCUCCAAUCAGAUGAUGCGAGGUACCAAGGUUAGGAGCUUAAGCAUGAGGUCACCUGCCAAGCCCAAGGACGCCCUGAACAAAGUUCUUCCACUGCGUUGGUCUUUUGGGUCCAAAGACCGCAUCAAGCACCCGGCACAAGUCCAGUCUGGAGAGCUGGUGGAGUACCUGGAGUCUGGACGCCGGCCCAGAUGCACCAAAGACCCUAUCAUCACACUGGUGGCCACUCCGCCACAGAGGAGAGUCCUUGACGUGGGACAGAACUGCAGCUCACCCAGCGGCAGCAGUCUCAGCUGUACGGACAGGCUCAGUUGUGACGCUUGUUACUCUCCCAAACUCCCAGAGGGGCAAAGGCGAGCCUGUCUGGAAAGAAACGCAGGCCAAGCAUCUGAUAACGACGGAAACCUCAGUUCAAGAGAUGAUGAUGGUUUGAGGCAAGGAUCUUUAUCUAAGAGACUGAGAACUGACCAGGUCAGGGCUCUGGACUUCUACCUGCACAGAGGGGGCAUUCUGGGUGGCCAUAUAAGCCACAGUGCUCCUCCAAGCAGAGAGUCUACGCUUAGAAGAACCACCGUUCAGGUGACUGGCCUCACCAGGGCCCAAAAAGACUUAUCACAGACGAUGGAAGGCAGGAGGAACCCAACAGGAGAUGAGGGUCAGAGCCAAGAAAAUCUCUUGUCGUUUUUCAAGCCGGUUUUGAUGAACAAAGACAUUCCUAGGUCCCCAGGCAAAGAACAAGUGAGACAAAUGAAUAUCUGCCACGAACAUCUAGGGAAACUGGCGAGCAGUAAUUUAGCCAAGCUGUCGCUUUCCAAUGGGACUCUUCCAGCACCAGGUAGCAGCGUUCCCACCUGCGAUGGCCACAGCUGCAAAGCCCACCCAGUCAAUGGAAAAGCUGUUAAUCAGGAGCCUGUGGACAUCCAGCGGGCUCACAGCUCCAGCAACAUCCAGACCAAGCUGGAUUUCACGUUUCGCAGAUGUGCCUCCCUCCAGAGGAACGGGGAGGUGGGGAUCCCUCAGGCGCACCGUGUCCUGCUGUCAGACAAGCCUGGCUACUCCACGCUGCAGCGGACGCGGUACAGCACCACCUCCCUGGUGCCCAUGUGACAGCCAAGAAUGACGGCCAAACAAAAGGACCUCUCACCUGGUUUCCCAGCAGGGCCCCCAGAGACGCGCCCUCUGCUGGAGGCAUUGCUUACAGCAAACGACAUCUCUAUUUUAUUUUUUUUUUCAUUGUUACUGUUUUAGGUUCUUACCUGUGUGUGUCUUAAACUAAAUCUAUGCAGAGUUAUUAAAAGAAUCUGAGGGAAAUUACUAGUUUUCCCCUCCCUCCUCUCACUCUUUUCUCACACUGUUUACCGAUUUUUGAUUCUUUUUUUAUUUUAUUUUACUUUUUACCGUCUGUUUGAGUUCAUCGUCAGCAUUUGGGAAAACGAGGGCAAUUUGUGAAUGCUCUACGCUUGAGCUUCCAUGCGAACUCUCAGGAACGCAGGAAGUUGUUUUUUGAUGAGUGCAGUUUGUUUUGACGUAUAAGAAAGAAAUACUUGCUCUACUGAUGGGCCGGCUUAUUAAAAGACUACAAAAAAGUACUAACACUGGCCUAAAAAUUAAAGCACUGGACAGUUUGCUGUUAUAGAGUCCAUUUUUAAAAUGAUUUAUUUAUCAAAUUAAUGUGUAUAUAUAUAUAUAUAUAUAUUAUUAAUGCACUUCUUUAAAUGAUUUUAUUCUUUUUUUUAACAGGCAACUAACCUGUCGGAUGGCAUAUGGAGGCAGUGACACAUGCUAUUUUUUAAGCGUUUGAUACAUGGAGAUGUGGAAAAUUAUCCCAUAAGCUGAUCUGACUUUUGAUGUUUUGUGGACGGAUGCAGCGGGAAUUUGUACGUUAGAAAUUAUUCUAUCAGAAACCAGCAAAUGUAAAAGGACAAACAGAGAAAGAAAUCGUCUCGCAUACAUCUGCCGCCUUUAUUGAUAUGAUGCAACUUUUUCACAUUUUGUCACCUUUCAUGGGAAUUUUGUGUGCCGGACCAACAUAAAGUGGUGUCUUAGGUUUAAAUCUUACCACAGUAUCUCAGUUGUAUUUACGUCUGGACUUUAACUGGGCCAUUCUAACGCAGGAAUGUCAAUCUAAAUAAUUCCAAAGAACAUCGUAGCCCAAAACUAUUCAUACACCUGGUAGAUUUAGGUUUAAAGUGAUCUUUUUUUUUCUUUUUUUUUCUGACCGGAAAAGAAGGCAGAAUCCUGACUUGAAUCUGAUAGCGACAUGUGGAGGGAGUUAAGAUUAGGGUGAUGGCAGGGAGGACUUCCUGCUUUGAAGACUUGGAGGUCGUCACCAAAUCCUGGGGAAAAGAUGCAAAACAGCUGCUCCGCAAUCAUUUGAAGGGCUUAAAUCCUAUAAUGCUAAUAAAAAAACAUUUUUUAUUGUUUAUUUAGAAAGCAAAAAAAAUUUAUUAAUUAAGAAGCCCCUUUUUUAAUGAAAUGUAAAUAAAAGCGCCCAUUUUACAUUGUUUUCUUAUCUUUUAAGGAACAUCUUUGUUGAAUGAGAAUCAUUUUAAAUACGAGUCUGCCAGAAAUGCGAAUAAUUUUGGACUUGCUGUGACUCUAGCUGAAUAUUUAGGGUCAUUAAUCCGCUGGAAGACGAACCUCCACACCUUUGUCCACCUUUCACCUUUUACAGUGCUGCUCUUCCAGAUUUAUCCCACACUUGACACCAAAUAAAUGACCCCAUUCCUUCUGAAAAUAAAGUCUCCCCGAUGCCUGAUGCUACCAUCACCUGUGUUUCACAGAUCUGCACUGACCAGAGCAACUUCUUCCACCUGUUUGCAACUGAAAGCAGCACUUUUCAUGGCUCCCCCCCCCCCCCCCCCCCCCUUUUACCAUCAAAUCCAGAGCUCAACUACCUUUCCAAAAGCAGUCAGCUGUAAUAGAUUUUAUGUAGGAGUAUUAGAGUAAAGAUGUGGCUUUAACAUUUUUGAAAAACAAGUGUAAACCAUGUUCUGUUCCACUUCACUUUAUGUUGCUCUCUCAUAUAAAAUCCUUCAAAAAUGUCUACAAUGCGACACAAUGUGGAAAAGUUCCGAGGUGGGAAUACUUUUGAGAUUUUUUUUUUGUUUUGCAUAAUGUCCCAUAAGUUGGUGCGACUAUAGGAAAAAUAAACACACACUCACACCAAACUCAUCAUUACAAAGGCUUCCAGCGUAAUCUCCAUAAAUAUGCAAGUGGAUACGAGUUAGCUGAUGGCUAAGAGACUCCCAGACAACCUGCAGAGCAAUAAGUGAGAGAUUUAAUAUUCAAACCCGGUUGUAAGGAUGUACACGUGUGAAGUGCAGUGAAAUUGUGAUUGUUUCUUACAAAAUAUAGCUGUCACAAAGGACUGGAUCCAGGAGCGGCUUUUGGAGGAGCUUUUUUUUUUCUGUUUGUGAUUGAAAGAGGGAAUUAUUCCGUGAGCACAAAGUCAUUCGUGGUGAUCACGGUUCGUCGGAUUCUCACAACUUGUCGGGUGGGGGCAGUUGUCAGUUAAGCAGCUGCAUCUGUAAUGCACGUCGUUCACAGUCUUCAGUCAUAAAUAUUCUGUCUCUGUCAGCUUUUUUUUUUUUUUUGCUUUUUUUUUUGCUGUCAGGAGUGAAACUCAAAGGGAAUAUAACCACGGUUCUGAUUCAUUUUCAACCUCAGUAUUUUUCCAGUUUUUGCUACUUCACGUGCUUCCUGAGCUUUCAUUUGCCUCCGAUUAAUAUUAAUGAGCGUCUCCGGCUGUUUGCAUUGUCGCACCGACGCUUUAGCAACGGCGCGAAAAAGGAAAGAUGCGAUGAGACAUUAUUUCGGAAAUUUGGUUAGAUUAUAUUUUAGUAACUUUUUUUUUUUUAGGGGGGGGAAUAAAGUCUACAUUUUGUACCUGAUUUGUAACUGUGCAAUUAAAGUACCAGACUAAAACUGUAUGUUUCACAUGACUUCAUGUGGUCAGAAUGUUACAUGGGGGAAAGUGGGUUUAAAUUUGGACACCUGCACACACACACACGUGUUUGUGUUGGACUGUCCAUUAUGUGUGCCGUAAUGCAAGUUUUAACGAUUGCAAAUUAAACACAGCGUUUCUCACAAAUGUC
Xiphophorus hellerii (green swordtail) is the source of this 6882-nucleotide messenger RNA. It is a transcript of the gene usp43b, whose product is annotated as ubiquitin specific peptidase 43b. The transcript has 16 exons. Gene Ontology annotation, molecular function: cysteine-type deubiquitinase activity. The record is from RefSeq and is a predicted model, not a curated record. Gene Ontology annotation, biological process: protein deubiquitination. Lineage: Eukaryota; Metazoa; Chordata; Actinopteri; Cyprinodontiformes; Poeciliidae. The coding region runs from base 284 to 3892 and encodes 1202 amino acids.